Messenger RNA from Theobroma umbraticum, 2006 nucleotides. Its product is annotated as UDP-glycosyltransferase 708G1-like. The record is from RefSeq and is a predicted model, not a curated record. Gene Ontology annotation, molecular function: UDP-glucosyltransferase activity. Lineage: Eukaryota; Viridiplantae; Streptophyta; Magnoliopsida; Malvales; Malvaceae.
UGUUAAAAACCGAUUCGAGCGAACCACAAAGUUCAAAACUUGACACCAUAAAUUGUCAUCUACUGACCAAAACGUGACACCAUAAACUAUCAUCUACUGCUUGUGCGCCAUCUGCCAAGGCUCAACCAACCCAAGAUUGCAAAAAGAAUAAACCAUGGCAUGCCCCAGCAAGAAGGUUAGUUGGCUUACUGGUUUGGCUGACCAGUAGAACAAUUAAGCAACCGGUCCCCAUUCAUUUAUUGAUUCCCAGUCCUUGAUAAUGGUCGAUCUGAUGACUUGUUAAUUAUUUGUACUAAGAUUUUCUUCCCCCAAAAGUUUUAAACCCCACAACAUACCAAAAACAAUCCUCAGGUCCUCACCGAUUUUCUCCACUCAAUUUCCAGGCUUGAGCUUCCCAAUUACCAGGCUUAGUUAUCAUGUCAAACUCGGACGGUAUGCACUCCCAUCGUCAUGUUGCUCUCCUCCCCAGCUCUGGCAUGGGUCACCUGCUGCCUUUCCUUCGGCUUGCUGGCUUUCUUAUCAGCCAACGAUGUCAGGUCACGUUAAUCACCACACACCCCAUAGUCUCCUUGGCUGAAUCUCAACUUAUCUCUGGUUUCCUCUCUGCCUUUCCUCAAGUUUCUGAAAAGAAGUUCACUUCUCCUCUUGACCCGUUAACUGCCAAUUGCAGUGACCCUUUUAAGCUCCAGUGGGAAACUAUUCGCCGAUCAGCGCACCUCCUCUCUCCUCUCCUCUCCUCGCUAUCUCCACCCCUCUUUAUCGUCACUGAUAUGACCGUGAUGUCUUCUGUAGUUUCAGUCACAGCUAAUCUCUGUCUCCCUAACUACAUCCUCUUCACAACAUCAGCCAGAAUGUUCUCCCUCUUUGCACACUUCCCUUCGAUUGCUGAGUCCAAGACCGACUGUGGUUCUUCUCGGUUUGGGGAUGAAAUUAGAGUUCCAGGCCUUGGUUCACCAAUCGCUGUGUCGUCACUUCCUCCAACACUUCUAGACUUAAACAGCUUCUUUACGAAAAAUUUCUCAGACAACAGUCGAAGUAUCAAGAAUGUCAAUGGAGUCUUGAUCAACUCUUUUGAAGGGCUCGAAAAGCAAUCUCUGAAGAUGCUUACUGUUGGAAAAGCAAUAGGAGGGUUGCCUCCAGUGUUUCCUGUUGGACCUCUACUGCCCUUGGAGUUUGAAGGGCAAUCUUCUUUUGCACCAUUGAAGUGGCUUGAGGGUCAAAAGGAAAGGUCGGUAGUUUAUGUCAGCUUUGGCAGUAGGACACCUAUGUCAAAGGAGCAAAUAAGAGAGUUAGGGACCGGGCUGGUACUAAGUGGAUAUAAAUUCGUUUGGGUGGUGAAGAGUAAGGUAGUUGACAAAGAGGAAGACGAAAGCUUGAAUGAGAUUCUUGGGCAGGAGCUGAAAGAGAAGAUCAUGAACAAUGGAUUGGUUGUAAAAGAAUGGGUGAAUCAGUGGGAGAUACUGAGUCACAAAGCUGUCGGUGGAUUUAUAAGCCACUGCGGAUGGAACUCGGUGGUGGAGGCUGCUUGGCAUGGAGUUCCCGUGCUUGGAUGGCCACAACAUGGGGACCAGAUGAUCAAUGCAGAGGUGAUAGAGGGAGGUGGAUGGGGGCUGUGCAUGAAGAGUUGGGGAUGGGUUUCUGACACUGUGGUGAAGGGAGAGGAGAUUGGGGACAGAACUAAAGAGCUAAUGGGGAGUGAAAUGUUGAAAUCGACGGCUGCAAGAAUCAGUGAAGAGGCUAGACAGGCUGUUGGGGUUGGUGGAAGUUGCGAGAAUAUGGUGAAGAAACUUUUCCAGAGCUGGAAGAACACAGGACAGGAUGGCAUAAUUAAUUAGCAGCUUGGUGGCAGCUGCUCUGUUUACCGUUUUAGACCAAGUCAAAUGCUAAUUAAGGAAUAAUUACCAUGAAAAUCUGUAGCUUUUCCUUUUGGAUCCUAUUAUCUCUUCUUUUUCAUCUCAAGUAUUGAUUAAUUAAGUAAAUUUGAUGGCAGAUUUUGACUGAGGAAA